AUGCCAAAAGAUAAAAAAACGAACAAACGCUUUCUGAAUAAACCGUACUCGAAAAAAGCCCUACCCGAUAACACUACUGCUACUAGCGAACCAGCCAAAAGUAGUGAACGUAUUUAUCGCCGACGAAACGCCGUGGCCAAUUUAUUGGACGAUCCCCAGGUGGCCGCCAAUCUAUCGUCCGUCGUUCUCGUUCAUAACCUUUCCGAGUUGGAUUGCAAGGAAGCUGAUACUGAAACAAAGUUGAAGAAAUUGGAAAAUUCAGAUAAAGAAAGUUUGGAAACAUUUCCAUCAGCGAAGAAAGAAGAUACAAAAGACAACACUUAA
Helobdella robusta is the source of this 324-nucleotide messenger RNA. RefSeq lists its product as hypothetical. The transcript has 3 exons. Bases 1 to 324 code for a protein of 107 amino acids. NCBI's taxonomy places the organism in Eukaryota, Metazoa, Annelida, Clitellata, Rhynchobdellida, Glossiphoniidae. The record is from RefSeq and is a predicted model, not a curated record.